Messenger RNA from Perca flavescens (yellow perch), 2427 nucleotides. RefSeq names its product eukaryotic translation elongation factor 1 epsilon 1 (gene eef1e1). NCBI's taxonomy places the organism in Eukaryota, Metazoa, Chordata, Actinopteri, Perciformes, Percidae. The transcript is spliced from 5 exons. Gene Ontology annotation, cellular component: cytoplasm; aminoacyl-tRNA synthetase multienzyme complex; nucleus. The record is from RefSeq and is a predicted model, not a curated record. Gene Ontology annotation, biological process: positive regulation of DNA damage response, signal transduction by p53 class mediator. Bases 62 to 634 code for a protein of 190 amino acids.
CUUUUACCCAAUCAGGUCAAACGCACACUGCUCUGCUCCUGUGACAGUCAGAAUCAGAAACAUGGCGUUACGGGAGCUUUCGUCGCUGGAGAAAUACUUAGGAUUGAAAAAGCCGAACAAGUACAGUACACAGGCGGAUAAAAAGAUACCUGUGCUACAGAAUAAUAAUGGUCCUCCACUGGUAGGGCUGGUGACUAUCGCCUGUCACCUGGUGAAAGAGGCCAAGCGCCCAAACCUGCUGGGAGACAGUGCAGAGAGCAGGGCUGUGGUGCACCAGUGGCUGGAGUACAGAGUCACCAAGCUGGACGGCUGCACAAAGGAAGAUAUCAAGACCAUCCUGAAGGAUCUCAACCUCUACCUGCAAGACAAGGUCUACAUGGCUGGCAACCAGUUCACCUUAGCUGACCCUUUCAUGUACUAUGGAAUCCAUCCACUCAUAGUUUGCCACCUUCAUCGUGAAAUACCAGGGACACAGACUUGUCAAACAGUGGUGGACUUGGCCAUCCAGGACAAGGAGCAGUAUGUGAACGUGACGCGAUGGUUCGACCACAUUCAGCACUACCCCGGCAUCCGACACCACCUCCCUCCCGUAGUUGUGCCCAGGAACAGACUUUACACCAGCAAACACCACUAAGACGUGACCCCCACACUCCCCAUCCCAGCCUGACGCAUCACAAGCUCGUCUGUCUUUUGGACUAGACCUAGGCAAAUUAUCUCCUAAAAUCCAAGAGCGUAUCGCUUCAUUAUCACAAUUUGAGGAUGUUUCCACAUAGUCACUUCUAUCCAACAUCUCCUUUUAUCGGAUCAUGAUUCCUGCCUUAAUGUAUUGUCCUGGUCACAUACCUAAACCCUGUUUGCUCUUUGGAUUUUUUUUUAAAUAUACGUUUAACCAGGGAAAUCAAUAACAAAACAACUAAAGCCUAACAGCUUUAGUGUAUGAGGAACUGAAACGCCAUUAAGGGAUUGCUUACUAAUAAAUUCAAGUGCAGUUCAUAUUCUUUAACUUCUCAAUCAUUCAAUCCUGCUCACACUAAAACAAGUUUGGUGUCUUAACCCUUAUUCAGUAACUAGGGAGCAAAGAUGUGAGACACUCAAUGUUGGUCUUUUAUGUUUUUUGUUGCAAAUUUUUUGUAGGACUUUUGGAAGUCUUCGUUUGUAUGGUUGUUUUCAAAGGGAAAGCUGUACUGUUUGCGGUGAAGUGCUGCUAGCUUGUUUAAAAAGGUGUUUCUAUUUAUAAAUUGUGGUUUAAUGGUUUAAUUUUUUUUUGGAGAGGUUUUAAAAGACUUCAAAGAUUUUACUUAACUGGUAUUAUGUCCUCAGGACAAGCAGCUUCCUUCAGGCCAUAUCAAUGCAUUUCCAGCAACAGUUUGUCCAAAUAAAUGUGGUUGCUGGUUCAGCAUCAUAACCCCAUAAUGACCACAGUCAUUCUGCCAGCUCUCUGCCCUAAAGAACAUAGUGGUCCCUCUCAGCUCGCAUCCCUAUCAGGACUGUUUUCUUAGGAUUUUAUGUUUUUUUACAUGCAACUCUAAGCCAUUUCACUGGACAGUGUGUGUGUGUGAUUACAUCCGCUCUCUGUCCCACUUCCUCACCACCAGUUGUGUGGGCAGCAGUGAGCAGUUGAGCGUCAGCCCCAGAGUCAGAGAUCAGAGUGAGGCUCCAAUCAGUCCCACUACCACCACUGUUGAUGCUGCAGGCCAGAGAGAGGGCAGCGGGCUCACCAGCUGCCACACAGAGCCAGCCAGCCAGCCAAGGCCAGAACCCAGACCCCUGGGCGACAGUAAGCCACUGUGUGUCAUUUCAACCCUCGCUCUCCCACGGGGCUACUGGCGAGAGAAGGACGAAGGAAGGAAGGGAGGGAGGGAGGGAGGGAGGCCAUAGAGAGAGGAAAAAGAGCACCCAGAGGCCGAGGGAUCUUUUUUGUGACGUGAACAAUGACCCGUGCCUCGGAAAGCCUUACUGCUGCUGGCUGGAGGUGUGCCAUUGGCACCGUUAACAGGCCAUGCCGUUGCUGUGUCGGUAGACCCUGUAAUUAACAUCAUGAAGGUAAUGAUAAGUAGACACAGACCAACAGAAAAAUACAUGUUAUUGAGCUAAAUUCAAAUGAUCAUUGCUUAUGCUGAUGUAUAAAACUAUUAAAAAAGACGCUAAAGUAUUUUAACACAAACAUUGAAUGUUCUAGUCUGGAUAAAUCUUAGAAGACUGGCUGCUUUUGUGUUUGCAUCAAUGUUUCUGUUGUUCUUUACGGUCUUCUGUUAAAAUGUUUUCAGCCACGUUUCUCAUUUCCUGCAUCCGAACAGGCUCUCCAUAUCUUUGUGUCUGUUGCUUAUACCUUCAGUGGUUUUUAUUAUCUGAUGUUACCAUGCUGUUCAUCCUUUGCCAAUAAAUCAGAGGGAUGCACACCUUCUGACCCCUGACUUCUGUGCACGA